AUGCAGCUGAGCUCACGGUGGUGUUUGACCAAGGCAAGUGGUGAAAACACCAAUGCUCGACUCUGUCCUGAAGGUUACUUCCUUGAAAAAGCCUGUCCCUUUAUCUCCACUAAGCUGUCCAAGGUACAUGCCAGCAGUGAUAUUGAGAGUACCUUGAGCAAAUCCAAGGAUUCCAUGAUGAUAACACUAGAACUUGCCAUGCGAGCCGCUGUUGGAUCCCUCGGCAUCCCUACAGAAGAACAGCAAAAGACGCUAUUCAAUACUGAGAUACUGAAACUGUAA
Messenger RNA from Mucor velutinosus, 282 nucleotides. RefSeq lists its product as uncharacterized. The transcript is spliced from 2 exons. The record is from RefSeq and is a predicted model, not a curated record. The coding region runs from base 1 to 282 and encodes 93 amino acids. NCBI's taxonomy places the organism in Eukaryota, Fungi, Mucoromycota, Mucoromycetes, Mucorales, Mucoraceae.